Euleptes europaea (tarantolino) is the source of this 2205-nucleotide messenger RNA. RefSeq names its product nicastrin (gene NCSTN). NCBI's taxonomy places the organism in Eukaryota, Metazoa, Chordata, Lepidosauria, Squamata, Sphaerodactylidae. Gene Ontology annotation, biological process: Notch receptor processing; protein processing. The record is from RefSeq and is a predicted model, not a curated record. Gene Ontology annotation, cellular component: membrane.
AUGCGGCCACAAAGUGGCGGCCGGAGCGUCGCCCGAACGCUUUGUGAAGGGAUCGACGGGGGAAAGGAAGCGGAAGCCGCCGGCAAGAUGGCGGCUAUCGAAGAGGAAGAAAUGGGGAGCAGCUGGAGGAGAAGGGGAGCGGCUGAAUGGUUGCUCCGAGGGCUUCUCCUCUGCGCCUUGGCGGCAGGCUCAGGGUGGUGCAACUCCGUGGAGAGGAAAAUCUACAUCCCGCUGAACAGGACAGCUACGUGUGUUCGCUUGAUGAAUGCCACGCAUCAGAUAGGCUGCCAGUCCUCAAUGAAUGGAGACACUGGAGUCAUCCACGUGGUGGAGAAGCAGGAGGAUGUCCAGUGGGUGCUUUCCGAUGGCCCUCAUCCCCCGUACAUGGUGCUGCUAGACGGAGAGCUUUUUACCAGGGUCAUGAUGGAUCAACUCAAAGAGAGCUCGCGGAUCUCCGGCGUGGCUGUGGCCAUGGCCAAACCCAGCCCUGCUGGAGGGUUCUCUCCUGGCUCCAAAUGCCCAAACGAUGGCUUUGGUGUGUACUCCAGCGAAUAUGGCAGUCAGUACGCCCACUGCAAUCGUAUGGAGUGGAACCCCCUGGGCAACGGCCUUUUCUACGAGGACUUCAGUUUCCCCAUCUUCCUCCUUCAAGAUGAGAACGAGACUCAGGUUAUUAAGCAGUGCUACCAAACCUACAACCUCCCUCGCAACGGCUCCGUCCCACAGUACCCGCUGUGUGCUAUGCAGCUAUUCUCCCACAUGCACGCCGUGACCAGCACGGUCACUUGCAUGCGGCGCACCUCCCUCCAGAGCACUUUCAGCAUCAAUCCGGAAGUCAUCUGCGACCCGCUGUCUGAUUACAACGUAUGGAGCACGCUGAAACCCAUCAACGUUUCCGCGACGCUGAACUCCACCGAGAAAGUCAUAAUGGUUGCGACUCGAAUCGACAGCCAUUCCAUGUUCUGGAACGUGGCUCCCGGGGCAGAGAGUGCCGUUGCGUCUUUUGUAACCCAUUUAGCCGCAGCUGAAGCCAUCCACAAAGUACCAGGUGUUGAGGCGCUGCCGAAAAACAUCAUGUUCACCUUCUUCCAGGGGGAAAGCUUUGAUUACAUUGGCAGCUCCCGCAUGGCCUAUGAAAUGCAGAAAAAUAAGUUUCCAUUCAGGCUGGAGAACAUCGAUUGCUUCCUGGAGCUGGGUCAGAUCGCGCUGAGGAAUUCCUCCGUUCUCUGGAUGCACACGGAUCCUGUGACCCAAAAGAACUUGUCUGUUCAGAUCGGCAACAUGGUGGCAGCGUUGAGGAACAGCACUGGUGCCACCAGGGUGGAAGUGCACGAGAUUGGCUCGUCCCAGGCUCUCCCGCCAUCAUCCUUCCAGAGAUUCCUGAGGCUCAAGGAGAUUCCCGGGGUGGUGCUGGCUGACCACAGCGCCUCCUUCCAAAACAAGUACUACCAGAGCAUCUACGACACGGCGGAGAACAUCCUGCUGGACUAUCCCAAGUGGUUGAGCCCCGAAGAGGCCCUGGAUCACGUGACGCCGACAGCCGAGUCCCUGGCAGAAGUGGCCACUGUGGUUGCCCGUGCUCUCUACCAGCUUGCGGGGGGAAGCGGCAACGCCUCAGCUAUUCAGGCAGAUCCAAGGACGGUCACGCGUAUGUUGUACGGCUUCCUGGUCAGGACGAACAACAGCUGGUUCCAGUCAAUUAUUAAGUCGGACUUGAAAGGAAUUCUGGAAAAUGAACCCCCUCCAUACUACAUUGCUGUUUCGAAACCCGUGAACGCAACCUACCUCGUGCAUUACGUCUUGGCCAAUCUGACGGGUACCGCGAUCAACCUGACCAAAGAGCAGUGCUUGAACGCUGACGUAAACCUGUACGAGUACGCGUGGGUGCAGGGUCCCCGGGACCCCAAUGCUACAUCCAGCCGCCAUUCCUUCUGCGUCCAGUCAACGGUCCGCCUGUCUUCGGCCAGCUCCCCAGCCUUUGAGCUCCGAGAGUGGGGCUCCACUGAGUACUCCACCUGGACGGAGAGCCGCUGGAAAGAGCUUCACGCCCGGAUCUUUCUCGUCGCCAGCAGGCAGCUUGAGAUUAUCACGCUCAUUGUGGGCAUCGUCAUCCUGAUUGUCUCGUUUGUCGCCACCUACUUCAUUAACGCCAAAGCGGACGUGCUCUUCGCAACCCCGCCGGACUCUGGAGCCACGGCAUAUUGA